GCUAACCCUACAGUUUAGUUUCAUCCAAGAAAAAUGCAAAUGGGUAUUGGGGUUAAGCUUUGCAUCUUCAUUUUGUUUAACUUGAUCAUCAUUUCCUCAUCUCGUAACAUCAUUUCUCUUUCAGGGGACGAGAUUGUAUUGGCAAUAGAAGGAAGGUCUCUAAUGGCAAGCGUGGACGAUUACGAAGAACCAACAGCGAAUCGUGGCCAUGAUCCUCCUUCAAGGGCUAGAGGCAGUGGCAGCAACGGUGGUGGUCGUGGAGGCUGAGAGGCUGAAUAUAUAUAUAUAUAUAUAUAUAUAUAUAUUCUUGUGCUAUAUAUGUCAAAUAAAGAUGGCAAUUGUAUUUCUCUAAAACUUUAAUGUCCAUCAAGUGUUUUCAUGA
Molecule: messenger RNA, 382 nt
Organism: Gossypium arboreum
Lineage: Eukaryota; Viridiplantae; Streptophyta; Magnoliopsida; Malvales; Malvaceae
Product: protein PSY3-like
Exons: 2
Coding region: 34-267 (77 amino acids)
Source: RefSeq, a predicted model, not a curated record